AUGAACAAAUGGAUGCCCAUCGCCAAGGAGUAUGACCCACUUAAAGCCGGCAGCAUCGAUGGCACUGAUGAAGAACCACACGACCGGGCAGUCUGGAGGGCCAUGCUGGCCCGCUAUGUCCCCAACAAAGGAGUCACAGGAGAUCCCCUCCUCACCCUUUUUGUGGCGAGACUCAACCUGCAGACCAAAGAGGAGAAGUUAAAGGAGGUGUUUUCCCGAUAUGGUGACAUCCGGCGGCUUCGGCUGGUUAGGGACUUGGUCACCGGCUUUUCGAAGGGCUAUGCCUUCGUGGAAUACAAGGAUGAACGUUCCCUGUUGAACGCUUACAGAGAUGCAGACGGCCUGGUCAUCGACCAGCAUGAGAUAUUUGUGGACUACGAGCUGGAAAGAACUCUCAAAGGGUGGAUUCCUCGGCGGCUCGGAGGAGGGCUCGGGGGGAAGAAGGAAUCUGGGCAGCUGAGGUUCGGGGGACGGGAUCGGCCUUUUCGAAAGCCUAUCAACCUGCCAGUUGUCAAGAACGAUGUCUACAGAGAGGGGAGAAGGGAUAGGAGGGAGCGGUCGCAGUCCCGUGAAAGACACUGGGACUCGAGGCCCAGGGGCCGGGAGCAUGGCAGGGGCCGGGAGAAGCGGUGGCAGGACAGAGAGCCAGGUAGGGCCUGGCCUGAGAAUGACUGGGGGGCAGAGAGGGAUUUUAGGGAUGACAGGCUCAAGGGCAGGGAGAAGAGGGACAGAGGUAAGUGGAGGGUCAACAGUAAAACGGAAGAUGAAGACAAAGCCUAA
Molecule: messenger RNA, 780 nt
Organism: Orycteropus afer afer
Lineage: Eukaryota; Metazoa; Chordata; Mammalia; Tubulidentata; Orycteropodidae
Gene: SNRNP35
Product: small nuclear ribonucleoprotein U11/U12 subunit 35
Exons: 1
Coding region: 1-780 (259 amino acids)
Biological process (GO): mRNA splicing, via spliceosome
Cellular component (GO): U12-type spliceosomal complex; precatalytic spliceosome
Molecular function (GO): snRNA binding; mRNA binding
Source: RefSeq, a predicted model, not a curated record